AUGACCAAUAUGUUCAGCGAUUUGAGCACCAAGUACGAAAAUGUCGCGAGCCAUAUGAGACACAUGGACAUUCAAAUUGCUCAGACUACUGAGAGCGUCAAGAGGCAACAAGGUACUCUACCUGGAAAACCCGACAAAAACCCUAAAGAGUGCAAUGCGGUUGAGUUGAGAAGUGGAAAGCAACUGUCGGAACCGGUAAAGAAGAGGUUCACUGCGGCUGAGAAGGGGAAGCAGAAAGAGUCGAAACUACCACCAGCCGAUACCCCGGCAGCUGAGAAGGAGACGGAACCAACAGUUGGAACCAAUUCGCCAGGACCAGAACAACCAGCUGAGGCUGUCCGCCCGAUCCCAGAGCCUGUUCCUGCUCGCGAAUACAAUCCCAAACUCCCUUAUCCUGUUCCAGCAAAGGCUACUCGUAAGGACCGAGAGGAGAUGAAGUACAGAAAGAUACUAAAGGAGCUAACCGUCCGACUCCCCUUGAUGGAUGCGAUCCAGAUGAUGCCCUCCAUGCGCAGCUUUAUGAAGGGAUUGAUCUCAGGAAAAAUAUCAGAGGAGAGCGAACUCAUGACUGUCUCUAAGGAGUGCAUCGCAGUGCUUCAAAACAUGCAGAUAAAGAAGCGAGGAUACCCUGUCAAGUUCGUCCUAUCUAUCCAGAUUGGGAAGACAGUUUUCUCAUGCUCCUUGGUUGAUCUGGGAUCCAGCGUAAACCUCAUGCCCUACUCUGUAGCCCGACGUCUGGGAUACACGCAUUUCAAACCAACUAGGAUGUCCUUGGUGUUUGCGGAUAGAUCAGUUAAGUCCCCGGUUGGUUUUCUAGAGGAUCUCCAAGUAAAAGUCGGGAACACCUCUGUUCCAGCAGACUUCGUAGUUCUAGAGCUGGAAGAGGAAUCCAAAGAUCCUCUCAUUUUAGGAAGAUCAUUCCUAUGUACAGUUGGAGCCAUCAUUGAUGUGCGGCAAGGGAAGAUUGAUCUCAAUCUGGGAAACAUAGUCAUGCAGUUCAAGAUGGAUGAGCUGCUGAAGAAGCAGAUGCUGGAUGGACAGACCUUCGAGGUGGAUGAAGGGAUUGAUCCGCUGCAACCUCGCGACGGGAUGAUCGAGGAGAUUCCUACAGAAGAUCCACUUGAGCUUACACUAGUAAGAGCUGAGGCCGAGCAGAGUGUCGAGAACAUUGACGCAUACGGGUAUGCUAAGAUGCUUGACUCCGCAAGGAGUAUGGGAAGAAUGGUGGCGAGUCUAAGUCUGGGGGAAGAAAGCAACAAGGAAGAGAACACUCCAACUGGAGCGACCCCUUUACCGAACUCGCCGAACCUACCUGAUGAUCCCUGGAGUGAGUUGAAGGCUCCCAAGGUUGAGCUAAAACCCCUUCCCAAGGGGCUCAUGUACGCUUUCUUAGGUCCGAAUUUCACUUAUCCUGUCAUUGUGAACGCUGAACUCAAAAAUGUGGAAACUGUAUUGCUUUUGUGUGAGCUUAGGAAGUACCGUAAGGCAUUAGGAUAUUCACUAGCUGACAAACCUGGUUUCUUUCAGAUCCCUAUCCAUCCGGACGAUCAGGAGAAGACGACGUUUAGAUGCCCAUACGGGACAUACGCAUACAGGAGAAUGCCAUUCGGCCUGUACAAUGCGCCAGCAACAUUUCAGCGCUGCAUGAUGUCGAUCUUUACUGACCUGAUUGAAGACAUUAUGGAGGUUUUCAGGGACGAUUUCAGUGUCUAUGGAAGCUCCUUUAGUGUCUGUUUGUCAAACUUGUGCAUGGUACUCAAAAGGUGUGAGGAGAAACAUCUGGUGCUAAAUUGGGAGAAGUGCCACUUCAUGGUCAGAGAUGGGAUUGUUCUAGGGCAUAAGAUCUCCGAGAAAGGCAUUGAGGUAGAUAAGGCAAAGGUCGAGGUGAUGAUGAGCUUGCAGCCACCAACAACUGUGAAAGCUAUCAGAAGCUUCUUGGGUCACGCAGGGUUUUACAGGUGGUUCAUCCAGGAUUUCUCAAAAAUAGCGAGACCACUCACCAGACUGCUCUGCAAGGAGAUCAAGUUUGAUUUCGACAGCGAGUGCUUAGCUGUGUUCCAUACGAUCAAAGGAGCUCUAGUCAGCGCACCUGUUGUACAACCGCCAUACUGGGAUCUCCCUUUUGAGAGCAUGACUGAUGCUAGCGAUUUUGCAGUUGGAGCAGUUCUUGGGCAGCGCAAGGACAAGAAACUUCAUGUGAUCUAUUACGCAAGAAAAACCAUGGAUGAAGCUCAAUGCAGAUACGCUACGACUGAGAAGGAAAUCCUGGCUAUUGUUUUUUCAUUCGAGAAGUUCAGAUCCUACCUGGUGGGAUCAAAAGUGAUUGUGCACACAGACCAUGCUGCUCUUAAGUACUUGCUCACAAAGAAGGAUGAAAAACCGAGGUUGUUGAGGUGGAUUCUUCUUCUUCAAGAAUUUGAUUUCGAGAUAAAAGACAAAAAGGGACUCGAGAAUGGGGUUGCAGACCACUUGUCCAGAAUGAAGAUUGAGGACGACACAGCUCUUGAUGAAGAACACACAGUAGAACACGUCAACACGAUUGGUCUGCGCUUUGCGGAACAACCCCUGAGCAUAACAUUCGAUUGUUCUCGCGUACCGGAACAACCAGUAGCCGCGAUCCAAAAGCAGUACUCUCACCUCCCCUGGUUUGCUGAGAUUGCGAACUUCCUAGCUGCUGAAAAGGAACCACUUAAGUUCACUGGAAAUGAGAAGAGGAAAUUCUUAAGAGAGGCGAGGCAGUAUGGUUGGGAUGAACCGUACUUGUACAAACAUUGCAAGGAUGGCAUAUUCAGAAGGUGUGUUCCAGAGGCAGAAAUUCCAGGGAUUCUAUAUCAUUUCCAUGAUUCCUCUUAUGCAGGACACUUCGCCACAUUCAAAACGGUUUCCAAAAUCCUCCAAGCAGGUUUCUGGUGGCCAACUAUGUUCAGAGAUGCUCAUGCCUACAUAGCUCGAAGCGAUGCAUGCCAGCGACUUGGGAACAUCAGCAAAAGGAAUGAAAUGCCUCAGAAUUAUAUUUUAGAAGUUGAGGUGUUCGACUGUUGGGGAGUCGACUUCAUGGGACCAUUCCCUCCGUAUUUCAAGAACGAGUACAUCAUGGUCGCCAUUGACUAUGUCUCCAAGUGGGUAGAAGCAGUGGCGAGUCCCACUAAUGAUGCAAAAGUGGUGACUAAGAUGUUCAGCUCCAUCAUCUUUCCGAGAUUUGGGAUGCCUAGAGUGGUCAUUAGCGAUGGCGGAACACACUUCAUCAACAAGGCAUUUCAGGGCAUGUUGAAGAAGAAUGGGGUGAAACACAAGGUGGCUACCGCUUAUCACCCCAGACGAGUGGACAGAACAGCCUACAAAAUGCCGCUAGGAACCACCCCCUAUCACCUGGUCUACGGUAAGGCUUGUCAUCUUCCUAUCGAGCUCGAAUACAAGGCUGCAUGGGCAGUCAAGUUACUGAAUUUCGACAUCAAGCCAGCAACUGAGAGGCGCAUGAUCCAAGUCCAUGAGCUGGAAGAGCUAAGGCACCUCGCCUAUGAGAGUUCCAAAAUUUAUAAGGAGAAGACUAAAGCCUACCAUGACAAAAAGGGAGACGAGUUCGUCGUCAAUGGUCAGCGCAUCAAGCAUUACCUUGCUGACUCCACUAUCGCAGAGGGUCAAAAACAAGAAAAACUGAACACUUCAGUCAGAACAACCGAAGGACUGUUCUUCUGGUGGAACAACCCAUCGCAUGUUCCAGGUUUGUUGAAGAUGCCUCCACGCACCAGGCAAUCGGCCAAUAGAACAAGGAAGACGAACAACACGGCCCCACAGCGAGCACAACAACCAACCUCCGCCUCUUACCCAUGGCCGCGAGAACAGGAGGACGAGCCAAUCAAUCUCGAUGACCCUACGCUUUUAUAUUUCAAUUGCGAAGGGUGGGACAAGGAGACAACUAGUCGGUACAACACUCUCCUCAAGGCCGAGAUACUACCUACCCGUUUUUGCCACGCCGAGACUCUCGUUGAGCUCGGUAUCGAUGAGGAUGUGUUCGAGACGCUGCAAGCGAUGGGGAUCCCUCCCUUUUGUUACGCUACGCACAAGCUCUACCCUGACCUUGUCCGCCAAGUGCUCGCCACUGCCACCAUCAGCUAUGAGGACUUCUCUGCUCCUUCCUACGCCAACUGCUCCUUCUCAUUCAUGGCUGAUGGAGAGUAUUGCUCACUGUCCCUCGACAAACUCAAGGAAAUCUUUGAGAUCGCGAAUGAGCCGAGAGUGGUAGCAGUGGCGAAAAAUUUCUCCCCAUCAAACACCUUCUGGGACUUCAUCGCGAAUGGGAACUUCACACCUGGCAAAGCCUACCAGUCGCAGAUCAGGAACCCGACACUUAGAGUCAUUGCAAAGAUCAUUUCAAACCUCCUGUUCGCCAAGGAUCAGACUUCCAAAGUGACAAACGGGGAGCUGUAA
Messenger RNA from Brassica napus (rape), 4428 nucleotides. RefSeq lists its product as uncharacterized. NCBI's taxonomy places the organism in Eukaryota, Viridiplantae, Streptophyta, Magnoliopsida, Brassicales, Brassicaceae. The transcript has 7 exons. The record is from RefSeq and is a predicted model, not a curated record. Gene Ontology annotation, molecular function: nucleic acid binding. The coding region runs from base 1 to 4428 and encodes 1475 amino acids. Gene Ontology annotation, biological process: DNA integration.